AUUUCUUUUCUCCUCAUUCUUAUCAAACACAGUAACACUCAAAAAUUUUCAGUUUCACGUUCAAGUUUCAAACUGACGAAAUGUUUGAAAAACAUCUGAGUUAGAAGUAAAAUAAUUGGAAUUACAUUCAAGAAAGUAUCUCUACAUAUUACUGUGUAAUCGUUUGAGACAGAAAAUCAUCAUCGAGAAGAAUUUUUCCAUGAAGCAUGCUUAAAUUUUCGAACUGCGUUGAUUCGAUAAAAAUUUUCACUUUAAAGGCACGCCUAAUUUUGUAAAAAAAAACAGAGGUAUCGGACUCAACACUGCCUUGUAAUGUUGACUGAGCAAGAGAAGAAGGCUCUUCUGCAUUUCACCCAUUCUUCAUCAGUUUUCAACGACGCGCGGUUGAAAAGUUUGGCAAGUUCUAUUACCAAUGGAAGAAUGAACCCCAUUUCUCGUGAAGAAUCCGUGAAAUGUAUUCUUUUACAUGCUGACUCGUUACUUUCAGUAUUGAGAAGCAAAAAAGUAACUGCGACAGUUUUGUUGAAAUAUCUUCAUGAGUUGAAUGUUCCCACGCCUGGAAAUGCGGAUAAAGAAGCACUAAUUCAUAAGAUAUUAUAUUCAGAAUGGAAUUUCCCUCCACCAACGCCUUUUCAAGGCAAUUCUAUGAAUGUGCCAGGUUUACAUUCGUCGGGAAAUGUUUCAAACAUAGGUAACGCACCUAUGAACAAUCAAAUUCACAUGAAUCAGGGUGGUGGUUUGCCUCCAUUUCACUUCACUCAACAAUCUAGAAACAGCUUUAGUCAAUUCAAUUCACAAAGUACGCAGAAUGCUCCUACGAUUCCGUUUGCUAAUUCUGCUCAAACAUCAUGUCUGCAGUAUUCUGGACAAAGUGUGAUGAACUCGCAUACUUCUAUACCUCCGAACAGUUCUCUUCAAAUGUACAACAACAAUGCAACGACACCAAAUACAUCACCAUAUGCAGAAGCUAUUUCUAAUCAUAAUUUGGCUAAAGAAGUGAACUCCUUGGCAUUCGACGAUUUCAUGGUGAAUUUCGCGAAACAGUUCUAUGAACUGUUGAAUAACCAAGCUGAUGGUUAUUUUCACGCAUUAAAUCAAUCGCAUUUUUUUGACGAAUGUAAAAUAGCGAUACAAAUCAAAGGAGAAACAGAAGAUAUUGAACAGAUAGGCGAAUCUGUAAGAGAUGUAUUGAAGUUAUUGUCAGACCUCAGACAAGAACAUAAUCUAUUAUUCAACCCAAAUCUCACCGCCGAAGGAAUUCGUGGUAAAACUGACAGUCAUGGGUUAAUCUACGCCGUAGCCAGUGGCACGCUGCAUCAUGGUGUUGGAAAAUUAGUCGGUGUCUAUGAACAGAGUUUCAUUUUGCGAAAAGAUCCUUUUGAACAGAACAGUUGUAAAAUCGCUGAUACAACUUUAAUUUUGAGAAGCAAUAGUUCUGUGAAUACAUUUUCUCAAUUAUUACUGCCUACCAGUGGAAGAAGUAGCCAGCGUAAUUUUGCUAUUCAAGACGCCCCUCCGUCGGGUAAUCAAUUGCAACUAACCUACCAUUCGUGAUCGGGUAUUUCUCAUGUAGAGUGUACCUAACGUACCUAUACCUACCAUUUUCAAUAAAAAGUGUUACGGGUGAACCGUUGAUUUUCUUUAUAUGUAUGUAUGUAUUAUUACAAAAUGUCAACGACUGA
This is a messenger RNA of Planococcus citri (citrus mealybug), 1682 nucleotides long. RefSeq lists its product as uncharacterized. The transcript has 3 exons. The record is from RefSeq and is a predicted model, not a curated record. Bases 313 to 1554 code for a protein of 413 amino acids. Lineage: Eukaryota; Metazoa; Arthropoda; Insecta; Hemiptera; Pseudococcidae.